AUGCCAAAACGGGCAAGAAGUUAAACAAUAAUCAGCAUAUUUUCCGUCGUUAUAAUUAUGAAACCAAUCAAACUACUUACUUUUACCGAACUAACCGAAAACUAGUCGGUAAACGAGUCCACCCUAUCCGAACUAAAAAGCAUUACCGAAUUGGCAGAAAUAUCAAUCCCCAUCCUUUACUUGAACAAGUCCAAAACCAUCCAACUAAACCAGUCCUAGAAUUGAAAUCCAAUCAAAAAAUCUAUACCCAGGAUUUUAAACAACUGGUUUAUUCUAAAUUAUCUGCCUUGGCUGAAACCAUAAGGAUUGUUAAAAUCCCCCUCCCAAAGAAGUAUGUCCCCAAAGAGGAUAAUAAGUGUAUUAGAGAUGUUCACCAUCAUUUUGGUUUCAAAAUAAUUACUUACCUCACUUUCCCUCCCGAGAAUAUUCCCAAAGCCAAAGAGUUUUUAGACCAAUUAGAUGAACAUGCUAACGAAUAUGGUGUUCCUGAAAGUAAAGACUGA
Messenger RNA from Ambispora leptoticha, 503 nucleotides. The record is from the annotation of a GenBank genome assembly. NCBI's taxonomy places the organism in Eukaryota, Fungi, Glomeromycota, Glomeromycetes, Archaeosporales, Ambisporaceae.